AUGCGUGCCGCCUUUAGGAAUACCCUCAGAGGAGCUGUCGCUUCCAGCGCCAGAACCAGAGCUGCUCCCCUCGCUGCUCGAACUUACGCUACCGCCAAGCCUGCCGCUUCUGAAGUCUCUUCCAUCCUCGAGGGCCGAAUCGCCGGUGCUUCCGUCGGUGGUGAUGUCCAAGAGACCGGACGAGUCUUGACCAUCGGUGAUGGUAUCGCGAGAGUUUACGGUUUGAGAAACGUUCAAGCCGAAGAAAUGGUUGAAUUCUCUUCAGGUGUCCGAGGAAUGUGUUUGAACUUGGAAGCCGACAACGUCGGUGUAACCAUCUUCGGUAACGACAGAUUGAUCAAGGAAGGUGAUACCGUCAAGAGAACCGGUCAGAUCGUGGAUGUCCCCGUAGGACCUGGUCUCUUGGGUCGAGUCGUCGAUGCCCUCGGUAACCCCAUCGACGGUAAAGGUCCUAUCAAGGCCGACGGUAGAACCCAAGCUCAAUUGAAGGCUCCUGGUAUCUUGCCCCGACGAUCCGUUCACGAACCUAUGCAAACUGGUCUCAAAUCAGUUGACUCCUUGGUACCUAUCGGUCGAGGACAACGAGAACUUAUCAUCGGUGACAGACAAACCGGUAAAUCCGCCGUCGCUAUUGACACCAUCCUCAACCAAAAGAAGUGGAACGACGGUGCCGAUGAAUCCAAGAAGCUCUACUGUGUCUACGUUGCCGUUGGUCAAAAACGAUCCACCGUUGCUCAGCUCGUUCAAACCCUUGAACAAAACGAUGCCUUGAAGUACUCCAUCAUCGUCGCUGCCACCGCUUCCGAAGCCGCUCCUCUUCAGUACCUUGCUCCUUUCUCUGGUUGUGCCAUGGGUGAAUGGUUCAGAGACAACGGUAGACACGCUUUGAUCAUCUACGAUGAUUUGUCCAAACAAGCCGUCGCCUAUCGACAAAUGUCUUUGCUUCUUAGACGACCUCCCGGACGAGAAGCUUACCCCGGUGAUGUCUUCUACUUGCACUCCAGACUUUUGGAGAGAGCCGCCAAGCUCAACGCCGAUUACGGAUCUGGUUCCCUCACUGCCCUCCCCAUCAUUGAAACCCAAGGUGGUGAUGUGUCCGCUUAUAUCCCUACCAACGUUAUCUCCAUUACCGAUGGACAAAUCUUCUUGGAAGCUGAAUUGUUCUUCAAGGGUGUUCGACCAGCUAUCAACGUCGGUCUUUCCGUAUCUCGAGUAGGUUCCGCCGCUCAAACCAAAUUGAUGAAAUCCGUCGCCGGUUCUCUUAAAUUGUACCUUGCCCAAUACCGAGAAGUCGCUGCUUUCGCUCAAUUCGGUUCCGAUUUGGAUGCUUCUACCCGAUACCUCCUUAACAGAGGUGCUCGUCUCACUGAACUCCUCAAACAACCUCAAUACCAACCCAUGCCUACCGAAAUCAUGGCUCCUUUGAUCUACGCUGGUGUUAACGGUAAACUCGAUAAAGUCCCUGUUGACAAGAUUGGUGCUUGGGAGAAAUCUUUCACCGAACUCCUCAAAUCUCAACACGCCGCUCUCCUCGAGAAACUCUCCGGUGGUGUUUUGACCAAGGAGAUCGAAGAAGAGAUGGCCAAGGUCAUCGAUGCCCACGUUGCUGACUUCACCGCUUAG
Messenger RNA from Kwoniella botswanensis, 1623 nucleotides. RefSeq names its product ATP synthase subunit alpha, mitochondrial. Gene Ontology annotation, biological process: proton transmembrane transport; proton motive force-driven ATP synthesis. Gene Ontology annotation, molecular function: ADP binding; proton-transporting ATP synthase activity, rotational mechanism; ATP binding. The record is from RefSeq and is a predicted model, not a curated record. The transcript is spliced from 6 exons. Lineage: Eukaryota; Fungi; Basidiomycota; Tremellomycetes; Tremellales; Cryptococcaceae. The coding region runs from base 1 to 1623 and encodes 540 amino acids.